This is a messenger RNA of Anoplopoma fimbria (sablefish), 1593 nucleotides long. RefSeq names its product potassium voltage-gated channel subfamily A member 7-like. The transcript has 2 exons. Gene Ontology annotation, molecular function: protein binding; delayed rectifier potassium channel activity. Gene Ontology annotation, biological process: potassium ion transmembrane transport; protein homooligomerization. The coding region runs from base 1 to 1593 and encodes 530 amino acids. Gene Ontology annotation, cellular component: membrane; voltage-gated potassium channel complex. The record is from RefSeq and is a predicted model, not a curated record. Lineage: Eukaryota; Metazoa; Chordata; Actinopteri; Perciformes; Anoplopomatidae.
AUGGACAGCAGUGACCCACAGGAAGACCAAAGAGGAAGCAGCGGGAAAGAUAGCGAUGGAGAGAGCGGCAAACAGCUUAAGAACCAGCUCAACUGUGAGGAAAAAGGAGAGAAGGAGACCAAAGGGAACGAGACAGAGAAGAAGAAAGAGGGCCGGCGUUCGGGGUCGCUAUGGAGAAAUGGAUGGGCACUGAGUGAAAGACUGGCCAUCAAUGUCUCAGGGAUGCGAUAUGAAACUCAGCUUCGCACCUUGGCCCAAUUCCCUGACUCCUUGCUUGGUGACCCCAGGCGGAGGUCACGCUACUUUGACCCACUUCGAAACGAGCUCUUCCUGGACCGAAACCGUGCCUGCUUUGACGCCAUUCUGUAUUUUUACCAGUCAGGCGGGAGGCUUCGGAGGCCUGCCAACAUACCCCUGGACAUCUUCAUGGAUGAGCUGAUUUUCUACGAGCUGGGAGAGGACAUUAUGAACCGCUUUAAGGAGGACGAAGGUUUUCCAAAAGAGGAGGAGAGACAGCUGCCAUCCAACGAGAUCCAGAAAAGACUGUGGAUGCUGUUUGAGUACCCCGAGUCCUCAUCGGGCGCACGUAUCAUAGCCAUCAUCAGUGUCAUGGUCAUUGUGUUGUCCAUCCUCAUCUUCUGCCUGGAGACACUGCCCGACUUCAGGAAUGAGAAGGAGUCUCGGGAGGAAUAUUUUUACAAGUACCACUCCCAGGCAAAGAACGUAUCCGAGAACAUGCCUCUGCCACAAAAUGUUUUCCAUGACCCCUUCUUCCUGGUUGAGACCAUCUGUAUAUGCUGGUUCUCCUUUGAGCUCCUCAUGCGCUUCACUUGCUCUCCUAGCAAGAUGCACUUCUUCAAGGAUGUCAUGAACAUCAUUGAUUUCAGUGCCAUCCUGCCCUAUUUUGUCACUCUGGGAACAGAGCUUGCCAAGGACAAUGACGCCUCUCCAGCCACAUCUUUGGCCAUCAUCAGAAUCAUCAGGUUAGUGAGGGUGUUCAGGAUCUUCAAGUUAUCUCGUCACUCUAAGGGCCUCCAGAUCCUUGGUCAAACCCUGAGGGCCAGCAUGCGUGAGCUGGGCCUGCUUAUCUUCUUUGUGUUUAUUGGCGUCAUCCUCUUCUCCAGUGCCAUCUACUUUGCUGAGGCUGACCACACCAACACAGACUUUAUCAGUAUACCACAUGCCUUCUGGUGGGCAACUGUCACCAUGACCACGGUGGGCUAUGGUGACAUGUACCCAGAGACAGUGUGGGGUAAGUUGGUGGGCUCAAUGUGCGCCAUAGCCGGUGUGCUCACCAUCUCGCUGCCAGUGCCCGUUAUAGUGUCCAACUUUAGCUACUUUUACCAUCGAGAGACUGGAUGUGAGGGUCAUACCGAGUACAAUCACGUCCAGACGAGUCUGUGGGAGGAUGAGGGGCCAGAAGGGCAGGAAAUAGAGGAAGGGGAUGGAGAUGCAGAGGCAGAUUAUUAUGCCAUUGAAGGCAGCUGCAACCCUUUGAAUGGGACUCUGUUGGGUGGCCUGUGUACAGGACAGAGCACAGAGUUUAGAGAAGGUAACAAGUAUCUAAGUGAACCACUGGUGACUCAAGUGUAG